AUGCCCAUUUAUAGCGCUAAACCUAAAAUCGCCGAAGAUAGUGUGACUGUGGAAGACUGGAAGUGGCGAUUGUUUUGCUGGUGGGUGUUAAAGAUGUGGGCAAGUUCAGAAGGAGGCGCUCCAGAGGUCACUCUAGAAACUUCCAUGGGCUCUUUCACUGUCGAGCUUUAUUACAAGCAUGCUCCAAAAACUUGCAGAAACUUCCUCGAACUAUCUCGCAGAAGUUAUUACAAUAACGUGAAAUUUCACAGAAUUAUUAAGGAUUUUAUAGUGCAAGGUGGGGAUCCGACGGGAACUGGAAGAGGUGGAGAAUCCAUUUAUGGUCCAAAGUUUGAGGAUGAGAUAAGGCCCGAGUUGAAGCACACUGGAGCUGGGAUCAUAUCCAUGGCAAAUGCAGGUCCAAAUACCAAUGGAAGCCAGUUCUUUAUUACUUUGGCACCAACUCCAUCUCUAGAUGGAAAACAUACCAUUUUUGGUAGAGUAUGUAGGGGAAUGGAAGUAAUCAAAAGACUUGGUAGCGUUCAAACUGACAAUAAUGAUAGGCCUAUCCAUGACGUGAAGAUAUUACGGACGUCGGUAAAAGAUUAAUGAUUUGAAGGUUGUUCCCAAUGCAGACAUUUCUAUUUCCAUGGAAAGCCUCUAGCAAUUGGUUUCCUGGGUACUCUCAUUGAGAAAUAUGAUUGAUUGUGGUACGUGAAUUGCAUUUAGAAGCAGAAGAAAAACAAGUUCGUGUUUUGUAUUUUUCUCCUAUUCUCCCCUGAAAAUGGCUACUGCUUUUCUGUUUCUACAGCUAGUUUAUUUAGCCUCCCUUUAUAGGCUUGCCAUCUUUUACUUGACAUUUAUUUCAUAACCAAAAAUUAUGAAAAACAAUUUUGCACAAUAAACUUUAGUGAUUGUUAUUAA
Molecule: messenger RNA, 903 nt
Organism: Hevea brasiliensis (rubber tree)
Lineage: Eukaryota; Viridiplantae; Streptophyta; Magnoliopsida; Malpighiales; Euphorbiaceae
Product: peptidyl-prolyl cis-trans isomerase CYP18-2
Exons: 6
Coding region: 1-588 (195 amino acids)
Biological process (GO): protein peptidyl-prolyl isomerization; protein folding
Cellular component (GO): catalytic step 2 spliceosome
Molecular function (GO): peptidyl-prolyl cis-trans isomerase activity
Source: RefSeq, a predicted model, not a curated record